AUGCCUGUGUCCAAAGAUAACAUGGUUACCGAAGAGGAUUUGGAUAAAUGGCCAUACCUGAAAGGUGUUAAGAUCCCUCAUAUUCCUGCUGAUGUGGAUUUGCUAAUUGGAGCAAAUGCUUCCAAGGUAAUGGAGCCCUGGGAGGUUAAAAACAGUGAUGGAGAAGGACCUUAUGCAGUUAGAACCCUACUGGGAUGGGUCGUGAAUGGACCAUUACAAGGAAGCAAGGACAAUGGGAACACAAUUGAAUGUCCGGAUGUUACUGUUAAUAGAUACGCAGACAAGCUGGAGGAGCUGAAACAGGAGCUCCAACAAAAAGGAAGCCACAACAGGCUGCAGGAGGAGGAGCUUAUCAGUGCGAUGAGAGAGCAGGUUCUGCGUCUCACCCAGAAGGAGCAGGUGCUGGAGGAGCGUUUGGAGAGUGUGUGUCAAGAAAACACCGAGCUGAGGGCCAGUUUGGCCUCUUUGCACACACGCCUGGCUCUACAAGACCAACUCAACCAGCAGCACAGCCAGCAGCUAGCUGGGGCGCUGCAAGAGGCGGAGGCUGCACAGGGUCGCUCACGGCAGCUGCAGACCCAGGUCGAGGAGCUUCAGGAGGAGGUGUCCCUGCAGGAAGGCAGGAGCCACGGAGACGCACCCCUGCUGUCCGAGCUGGAGAGCAGCAUGGAGACGACGAGCCUCGGGGUCAGCAAAGAAGAGAUUACACAAGAAAUGUGGUCCAGUCUUCAGUUGCUGCUCCCACUGACACCGAAACUGAACAACUCGGGGAGGUCAGAGGUCGUGGAUCAAAAGGAAGACCUGCACACAAUACUGCGUCAGUUGAAGGGAGUGGCCCAGACUCUGGCACUGACGUGGGGCUCUCAGGAGCUGAAUCGAGCUUUUGUCGACAGGACGGGCGAUCAGUGUGGGAAUCCGAGUGCAGCGCAUGAGCUGAGAGAUCAGAACGUCCAUCUGCAGCAGGAAAACGCUGAGUUGAAACGUAAGCUGCAGGACGUGGAGGAGGAGGCCGACGUCGUCCAACACACCAUCAGAGAUCGAGAUGAAGCCAUAGCCAAGAAAACCCUGAUGGAGGCAGAGUUGGUGAGAAGUAAAAGUGACAUGAUAUCUCUCAACAACCAGUUAGAAGCCAUCCAACGUAAGCUGGAGUUGUCACAGGAACUGGAAGCCUGGCAGGACGAUAUCCAGAUCGUUAUCAACCAGCAGCUCAGGUCCCAGCAGCAGAUGGAGCAUCCUCAGAAGAAGUCCACCUCCAACGGCACGUCCUUCUUCCGCAGGGGGGGCAGAGCCGCCUCCACCUCCUCCACCUCCUCCACCUGGAGUUCAGACGUGGAUCCUGGUUGAUGGGACGAGUCUUGGAAGUUUUUCCUGAUAAAAAUGGACUUGUGCGAGUACAAACUAAAACCAAUAUACUUGAGAGACCUGUGACAAAGCUUUGUCUAUUGUAUGACAACCUGGAAAAUUAAAGGACUGAUUGCAAAGACUUAUGUUCUAAAAAUGGAAGAUUGUUUAAAUGCAAUGUUAUACAGUGUCGCUUUGGACUUUAAUGGCUCUUUGUAUAAAUAUUGUAUUGAAUUGUAAUGUCUACUUGUCAUGUACAAUUAGGGGCCGGAGUGUAAGAGCCAUUAUGCUCUCUUUUUGACCGUUGUAGUUCCACUGGAGAACACUGGGUGGAGUAUGGGUUUAAGGUGUAUAUAGAUAAUCAGGGAGCAAGGGAAGCCAGGUGUUGGGUGUAAGGUGUAUAUAGAUAAUCAGAGAGCAAGGGAAUGGGGGUGUUGGGGAAGCAAACAGUUUUUGACCGUGAGGAUCAAGGGUGAGGAGCAAGAGUCAUGGUGCAUCAGAACUAUGGAUUGUAACAUGUUUGAGCAUCAGAACUGAGCAAAAAAUAAAGAAGAUAAAAUGCAGUAUUGGACUGGAACUGGAAUCAUUUGGAACCACGCGUCAGA
This is a messenger RNA of Pungitius pungitius (ninespine stickleback), 1946 nucleotides long. RefSeq names its product BICD family-like cargo adapter 1. The coding region runs from base 1 to 1344 and encodes 447 amino acids. The record is from RefSeq and is a predicted model, not a curated record. Gene Ontology annotation, biological process: vesicle transport along microtubule; Golgi to secretory granule transport. The transcript has a single exon. Lineage: Eukaryota; Metazoa; Chordata; Actinopteri; Perciformes; Gasterosteidae.